Drosophila busckii is the source of this 1325-nucleotide messenger RNA. RefSeq names its product ubiquitin-like modifier-activating enzyme 5 (gene Uba5). Gene Ontology annotation, cellular component: cytosol; cytoplasm. Gene Ontology annotation, biological process: protein ufmylation. Bases 72 to 1274 code for a protein of 400 amino acids. Gene Ontology annotation, molecular function: UFM1 activating enzyme activity. The record is from RefSeq and is a predicted model, not a curated record. Lineage: Eukaryota; Metazoa; Arthropoda; Insecta; Diptera; Drosophilidae. The transcript has 2 exons.
UUAUUGUGAAAGUGACACGACGACAGCAUACUUCGAUUUGUUUUUUGUUUUAUUUUAACCUAAUUCGAACCAUGCCCAGCGCUAUAGACGAACUACAGGCUAUGAUAGCCGAGCUAAAGGCUGAGCUGGAGGACCAGAAGACCACCAAUCGCCAUGCACGCGACCGUAUCGAGCGCAUGUCCGCCGAGGUGGUGGACUCCAAUCCCUACAGCCGCCUUAUGGCACUGCAACGCAUGAAUAUUGUGAAGGACUACGAACGCAUACGUGACAAAGCAGUAGCCAUUGUAGGCGUGGGUGGUGUGGGCAGUGUCACUGCGGAUAUGCUUACAAGGUGUGGCGUAGGCAAACUGAUCUUGUUCGACUAUGAUAAGGUGGAGCUGGCGAACAUGAAUCGCUUGUUCUUCACACCGGACCAGGCUGGCCUAUCAAAAGUGGAGGCAGCGGCGCGUACGCUGUCCUUCAUCAAUCCGGAUGUAAGGAUUGAAACCCACAACUACAACAUUACCACCGUAGAUAACUUUGACAAGUUUCUCACCACCAUUACGGAGAGCGGCAUACAAGCUGGCCAGCCCGUAGAUCUGGUGCUCAGCUGCGUGGACAACUUUGAGGCGCGCAUGACCAUUAACGCCGCCUGCAAUGAGAAGAAUCUCUUCUGGUUCGAAUCGGGUGUGUCUGAGAACGCCGUCUCGGGCCACAUACAGUUUAUACGGCCCGGCGAUACAGCGUGCUUUGCCUGCGCACCACCACUGGUGGUGGCUGAAAACAUUGACGAGCGUACGCUAAAACGUGAGGGUGUAUGCGCUGCUUCGCUACCCACAACCAUGGGUAUUACAGCAGGACUGCUAGUGCAGAAUGCGCUCAAGUAUUUGCUAAAUUUUGGAGAGGUCUCUGACUACCUGGGAUACAAUGCGCUCAACGAUUUCUUUCCAAAAAUGACACUCAGGCCCAACACGCAGUGUGACGACCGCCACUGUCUGCUGCGUCAACAGGAAUUCCAAGCGCGACCCAAGCCAGUAGUAGAACAAAAGGAAGAAGUAAGUGAUGAGCCGGUGCAUGCUAGUAAUGACUGGGGCAUUGAACUAGUGUCAGAAGAUGCGCCAGCUACAGAAAGCACGAGUAAAGCGACAGACAGCACACAGGUGACGGCUGGCUUGCGAUUGGCAUAUGAGGCGCCAGAGAAAGAAACGACGCAAGCAACACCACAAGCAGCUGCGGGCGAAGCUGCAGCCGAAGUAAGCCUGGAAGACCUGAUGGCACAAAUGAAGUCCAUGUAAACGAAUUCCAUACUCUGUUAUUUAUAGAAUUGUAUUUGUAUUUAGCAUUUU